CUCACCUGGUUUCCCCUCUCCUUUGAGACAUCAUACUAAUACCUAGUCUUCACCUUCUGGGACAAUAUCCACUAAGAUGGGGAAUGUAUGAUAUUCAUAUCGGAAUAUUAUAAAAUUUCAAGCAAAUAUACAUUAAUGAUUACCAAUCAUUUCUCACUUUCAAGGUCCAAGGAUAAGAAGGAGAGAUGGAGGUACCAAAUCAUGAAGCGAGAGUAGUCAGGCAAGAUCCUCAAGGUGAAGAAUCUUGCAUCAGUGGGGCCACAUCACCCAAAAUACCACCUCUGGCCUGGUCACAGCCCUGCAGUACAAACAAUUUACUGGAAACUGAAAAAGGUGGUGAGCACCUGCCUGUUCAGGAGAAAGUUCCGAGCACGUCAUCUUCAAGUGUGCCUGUGCUCAGUGACAGCUCCUCCAUCAGCAGGACUGGUAGCCCGGGGCCUCUCAACAAGAAUGACAGCGGCAGCAGCAGCAACAACACGCUGGUCAUACACGGCUCUUCGAGUCCUGACUCACCCUGGUCCCAGAAAUGGACAGGUUCCAUGGUGCACUCCAGAAAUGCAAGUGCAGCCCUCAUGGACCCGCAGAGAACGGCACCAACCUCUUCGUCUUCCAGCUCAUUAGCGAGGCCAGCCAACGCCACAAGCCAAUCAGCCAACACCACGAGCCAAUCAGCCAAUGCCACGAACAGAUCUCCUGAGCUGCUCAGAGGCGUAGCACAUCCAUUAGACCAUUCAAUAGUAAAUUUUUCAAAGUCUUCUUACUCGGCUUCCACGUUGCCUUAUCUAAAUUCUAACUCUUCUUACCCAUCGAUUAACUCUUCCUCAUUGCUUCCUGAGAAUUCCAUGCAUUUACCUCCCAGCUCUUACUAUAACCCAUUAACAUCAUUCUCGACUUCCAUUAGUGCCAACCAGUCACUAGACUGCGCAGUUCCUCUCAACCAUUCACUCUCCUCUGACCUGGCCACUAGAAACAAAGUCUACGGUUACCUCGCCCAGUCCAACAACUCCCCUAGCAUCACAUAUUCAGACUUGGACCAAUCGGAGGUGCUCAAACAUCUCCUCAACUCCGACAUUGAUGGUCGUCACGUCGACAGACGCCGGCACGACGAUGCUGCCAUCAGUUCGCUGUGUCGAGCCAAGCUCGCGAGUAACUCCUCCAGCAGCGGCAGCGUCCAUGAGAACGUCACCCCCACCAGCGGGUAUUCCAGUGCCUCAACAUCGACGCAGUUUAGCCUGAAUCGCUCGAGCAGUCAGCAUCGGGGUGCUGCUGAUGAUUUACUGAGGAUCCCGCCCCCUGCGUAUCCCAGCUACAACCCUGCUCAGGAGGUCCUUCUGGCGAGGGAGGCCCUGCGCGACAUUUCUUUGGGACGCGGGCACGCCUCGCGGGACAGAAGAAACGUCCCGGCACAACGCGACUCGAGACGUGACCUCUCCUUGGGCCCUGACCUGACCCGAAGAUCGCGCGAUAUUCCAUGCCCCGACGACAAGAAACUGCAGCGGGAAAUGAGCGCCCCUCCUUCAGAAGCUGCGUUCUCGCGCUCCCAGCCUGACCUCACCCGCGUCACCGAGACUCGGGAGCUGCAACUGAGCGAGCGUCUAGAGCCCAGCGAGCUGCCUACUGUAGUCGAUUUGUUAUACCACGAGAACACGGCGCUUAGACUUGAGCUCGAAGUGAUGAUACGUAAGGUCAACAAACUGCAAAAGUUUGAGGCAGAGAUAAUAAAAAUGCAGGAGGCUCAUGAGGCACUCGUACAAAGCUGUACAAGACGAGAGCAGCUCGAGAAACUAGCACGCACCAAACUACAGAGCCAAGUGCAGUCGCUAACUCGGGCCAACAUUGACCUUAAAGAGGAACUAGACGCCUUACGUGCGGCCAACUUUAGUGAACAAUCCAGAGUUAGUAACUCGUCCGCCUCUCAUGACCACGAGAAAUCUGUUCCUCAGAACUGUGACAACAGUGAGAUCUUACGUCAGGGGCGUGAGAAAGACGAAUGUUUUCGUCGCGAGCUGAACCGUCAGGACGUGGUCGUGGCGCAGCUGGUGGCCCAGAACAAGGAGCUGCUGGCUGCCAAAGAGCGGCUACACAUGGAGGUGACGGCGCAGAGGAAGACGCUCCAUGAGCAGCGCUCCCACAUCGAGGUGCUCGACUCGGCCCUCAGCAGCGCCAGGCUCAACGUCAUCAAGCUCGAGGAGGAGGUGCGGUUAAAGCAGGACAGCGUGACGGAGCUGCAGCUGCAGGUUGCUGCAGACCGACGGCUGCAGCUCAACGAUGCCCGACUAGAACGACAGCAGCAGCUGCAGCUCUACUUGCAGCGGGAUACAAAUUUUAACGACCCGAGACUUCAGGAAUCUACUGAUCGAACGCGUGCUGAGGCACAGCUACAGUCUAGCAGUGGGCAGCAACGGUUUGCUCAGAAUCAGCUGAGUGAACGGCUCAACGUCACUCCACGUCGUGAUGAAGAGCUUGAUCGCUUCACUGUCCGUCACUCAGCGGACGUGUCGGCCGCUGCCGGCCGUCCCGCGGCGCCGGACCUGCGCAUCCACGAGCUGGACAGCUGCGCGGAGCCCGCCGUGGGGCGGCAGGAGGUGCGGCGUGUCCACGCGUCCAGUCUGGCCGCGGACGAGGCUUGCGGCGCCGACACCGGCGACCAGCGUCGGCCACGAGAAGGCAGCGCUGCAGAGCGCGACGAUCCUGCUGCUGCCAAAAAUGAGGCGCACGCCAGACGCAACUACACUUCGUUCUCCCCUGACAGCAAAACUUCAUAUUUGCCAUCGACUUCUAGGGAUGUACCAACUUCUUAUCCCUUAAAUGCUUCGGGGAAUUAUGAUAUCGCGAGAACGUCGGCAUCCGAAACUAGAGAGAGCGUCAUGAACCUGCAACGAGACCAAAGUCGACUUUCUUUACCUAGAAAUGAACAUUUUCGUUACUCCUGCGAACCUGAAUAUCCUAGUAGCCGAAUAAAAUUGAAGGCUUCUGAACUCAAUGAACGAAGUAGAAGUUCUAUUGACCAAACUACCUACUCUCAGUAUUUAACAAAACAGUUCAAUAAAUUCCGCGAUGCAACUCAAGGAAAGAACGUAAACCCGAAGCGACUUAGCUAUCCUUUGAAACAUGAACAGGUAACGUCUUUAAAAUGUAGCGACGAAUCUCAACUUGAUCAAGAACGUAGAGAAAUUAAUGAAACGACAAAUUUUUACUUCAAAAAUACGUCGAAAACUGAACCGAAAUAUAUCUUGAAUCGUCGUGAGUUGGCGGUGAAUAUCGGCUGUCAUGACUAUGUCAACUUCUGUCCUGGGGACUGUAGCGCAGACCGAAGGUCCGGCCAGUCUCCUGCGAUUCCAGAACUUGAAGUGCCGGAGUACAUGGAACCCCCCAAGUACGACUAUCACCAAGGGAAGAAAAUCGGUGCCGGGUCUGUCGAAAGCUACGAAAUACAGUCGGAACGUCAUCCACUUUAUGCAAAGAAUGAGAAAACUACGGAACCGUAUCCACAUGGAUUUUCUACCAACAUGGCUGGUAGUCCAACAGACAUCAGGAGCCAUCACCAUAGCUUGGUUCUUCAAGACUCAAACCAAAUCCAUUUGACGACACCUCAGCUUAACGUGCCACGAGUGCGUCUAACUCCUCCUUCUCUUCCGCCUGGCGUUUCCGAUGCUCAUCUGUGCGAAGCGCCGUACUUGCAUCGUAUUUCAAAUGAUGCAAAUGGUGCAGCAUUUGAAAAUGUUCCUUUGUCGGUUCCGAAAGGUAGUCCACCUCCAUACCACAGUCAUCAUGAGAUCGUUGACUCAGGCCACAUUAGUAGACAACUAAAUAGUUCAAGUCAUGUUCCUGAAAAUAUACGUACAACCAAUUCGAUUAACCUUAGCAACCAAUCAAGUGCUGAUUACGUGAACGGUAAUUCGGUUCCUAAGUCUUUUUUGACCGUAACACCCACUGAAAUAUGUCAAACAAACCACCCUCCGAACACUAUGUGUAAAACGUGUAACAAUGCCCGGUCAACAUACCGCAAGAACGCUGCUAAUCUUGUUCGCAGGGCCAGCUCUGGAGCCAGCCUCCUCAAACGAAAGUCAGCGAAACUAAGGUCAUCUUUCCACACCGAGGUUGACCUCGAAGAAUCUCAAUCAAUUCUUUCACGUUUGCGCAAAGAAUGGCAAGACAGGAAAGGCGGCAGUAAAUCUCUCGGUAAUAUACCGAAUUCAGAUAACUCCUCUGACAUUCUUUCUGGGGGCAAUUAUUGCCUAUCAUCGAAAGCUUCCACAAAACCAACUGAAUCUCUUCGCUUCGAGCUAUCUGCUUUCUCACGGAGCUUAUCAAAGAAAAAAUGGGUCAUCCAAGAAAACCAAGCCUUUGAUCACAUCCACAACUCUGCCGAAGGCUCCUACGUACUGAGUAAUGAACAUGCCACUGGUGCCUCAAAAAUAGCAACUUCUCCAAGUCGACACUCCGGUCUAGAGUCUGAAUCCAGUAGUAGGAAUGCGAUUGUCUUCAAAGCUGGGGAGGAGGCUAGCCUGGACCACUCAACCCAGUCCACGAAAAACCCCAGCGCUUCUGCCAAGCGCCAACAGAAUAGCACCGAGACCGUUGUUCCGAAAGACGAGUGUUUCUACUAUGAUGUUGACUUGUCAGAUAAUGACUCCACUUACGAUACCCUCAUUAUAAAGAACAUCCCUGAGCUUAACGACAGCAACACGACUGAUGGCUGCGACUGCUCUGAUGCUUGUGCAGUUUUGUCGGAUAAUUCGAAACCAAAAAGUCGAUCGGCGUAUGAACAAAAAAGCAAAGAUGUAAAUCGUUGACAAUUUCUAACCAAAAAGUCGAUCGGCGUUUGAACCAAAAAGCAAAGACGGAAAGCGUUGACAAAAUGACUUUGUCCUGAGCAGAACGUUUCUUUAAAUGUGCGAUCACUGGACCUAGAUAUGAUAUUGUACAUAUAUUUCCAGCUUAGUUAUUUUGUUCGUGACUUUUUCGGUAUCUGUUUUAUCUCAUAGCAUCCGCAUGCCACUUCUAAAUUGUCCGAAUUAUCUACGUAGAACAAAAAUAUGAUUGGCUGUAAAUGUCUCAAUCUCUUGUGUUGUAUUCAUGACCAUAAAUGUGUAGAGUUGA
Molecule: messenger RNA, 5103 nt
Organism: Hyalella azteca
Lineage: Eukaryota; Metazoa; Arthropoda; Malacostraca; Amphipoda; Hyalellidae
Exons: 12
Coding region: 186-4796 (1536 amino acids)
Biological process (GO): regulation of cell migration; actin cytoskeleton organization
Cellular component (GO): bicellular tight junction; plasma membrane; cytoplasmic vesicle
Source: RefSeq, a predicted model, not a curated record